AUGGAUUGGUACGGAGGCUAUGCGGCGGCCUUCAAGUUGAAGGUGAUCGACUAUGCACUAGAAAAUGGCAACAGGGCCGCCGGCAGGCACUUCAGAGUUGAUGAAUUUUGUGUCCUGUUCUGGCGACGGCAGCUCGGACAGCUGAAGCCCACCAACAAGACACAUGGGGCUUUCCGCUCCAAGCUACAGCCAGACUUCUUCAUUCCGGAUGACGUCCUCGCCGAGUUUGACCAGCAGCAGGUGUCGUCGCUGGGCAUUGGCGGUACCAGCGCAGCAGCCUCACCACCGUCUUCCACAUCUAAUAGUCCUGCUGCCAGUGACGGAGUCGAUGGAAUCGUGCAGAAGAUCAACCAGAAGUUGAGCCCCGAGCUGGUUGCCUCUACUAAAGGGCUGUUUUUGUUCCAAGUUAAAGGUGGUGAUGACUUCUUCGUAGACCUCCGAACGGAAGGGGGUAGCGUUGGCAAAGGCCAGCCGUCGGAAGGCAACUCGCCUGACGUCGUAUUUACCAUGGACGCCGACAGCCUGCUCAAGAUGUUUGCAGGCAGUCUGAAGCCAACGGCAGCCUUUAUGAGCGGCAAGAUGAAGAUCAAGGGCGACAUGGGGAAGGCCAUGAAACUCGAAAAGCUUAUGGGCAGCUUCCGAGCCAAACUCUAGAAACCAACCGAGCCUUAUGCUUUUUGUUUGGCAACUACUUCGGCAUGUUUCACCGACUCCGGUCUGUGCAGCCAAGCAGAAGGAAGAUCACAAAGGCUAGACACCAACAGCGCCACCCGCUUCAUGAACGUCGCUGGUCAACCGGAUUUUUCAGCUUACCUCGACGCAGAGACUGUGUCAACAUUUGCUGGAUCAAAUGUAGUGCGUGAUCUCGCAUUUCGUUCAACUCCAGCGCGUUUGGUGCUUCCAGCGACCUCGAGAGGCAUCGGCAAGACAACAUAAUUAUGUGCAGUGGCUCGAGUCGUAUCUUGAACUUCCUAGUGUGGAAGCUUUUUGAUCAAUUCAUUUUAUGAUCGGGUCCACCUCAUCGGGAACAUAGCAAUGUGGAAGUUUGUUAGUGUAACAAAGGGUGUGGUGAAGACAGCGUCUUAUGAAUAAGGUUAAUUUGCUUUUUCUCGGUUUCGGUUCUUCAGAUGUCUAGAGUGUCACUGAUGGUUAUAUCUUAUCGCUUGAUGAGAUGUGAUUUUAAUGGAAAUGUGGCAUUCAUUCGCAUGAUGGAGCAACUGUCUGGAAUAGGAACAAGUGUUACUUUAUACAUUUUGAAAUGUUUACCUUGCUCACUAGGAUGGACAUUAUAUCUGCACUAAUGGCAUUGAUUGCAUUAAUUCUUGAUGUUAAUCAAGAAAUAUUUUAUACUGGAAAAUGAAUGCUGUCAGUUUUUUAGUUGUGUUGUUGCAACACUCUUCAUAGCAUCUAGACUAUCUUUUUUUUGUUACCAGGGCCUAAUAUUUUGCUUUAUGUAAAAUAUUAUGCGGCUUUUACAUAUGAAGCUGUAUGCUUGUAUGCAUAGAAAAAUGUGAGUAGUUUUGUUUUCAAAGCUGAAUCUGUUACUGUAUAUAACACACUCGUGUGCCUUAAGAGAACUGUUAUGCCUUAUAGAACCAUUCUGCUGUGCAAUAUGAAUAGCUAAAGUAUUUCGUAUAACCUCUAACUGAUGUUGGUUGUUUGCAAGGUGUAAUGAACUGGAGUGUCUUACAGUGAUAGCAUGUGUUGUCAAACUGCUGUGCAGUGGAAAAUUAAAGCUUGAAAUCUUUUAA
Molecule: messenger RNA, 1751 nt
Organism: Rhipicephalus microplus (southern cattle tick)
Lineage: Eukaryota; Metazoa; Arthropoda; Arachnida; Ixodida; Ixodidae
Gene: Hsdl2
Product: Hydroxysteroid dehydrogenase like 2
Cellular component (GO): mitochondrion
Source: RefSeq, a predicted model, not a curated record